AAAAAAAAACAACAACUCCCCGAGUGUCGAGCUGAGGACGGAGGGAGCGGUGGAGAAGAGAAGACAAGAGCCGCGAGGAUAAAAAAAAGAAGAAGAAGAAGAAGAAGAAGUAGUAGAAGAAGAAGAAGUAGGCAGGGUGGGACGGAAUAAUCCAGGAAGUGUGGAGGCCGGUCAGGUGGGAGGCGACGAGUCAGGACAGGUGCCACACCGGCACUCAGGUGUAUGACCUUUGCUGACCUCUGAACAAAGAACCAAAGAGGAGGGGGCGGGUGAGAGAGAGACAGACAGCAGGCACCCAUCUUCUCCUGGGUUUAUGGACUGGAGGUGGCAAUGUCUCCAGGAGAGGACGGUCUGAUUGGGAUCCCCUUCCCGGAGCACAGCAAUGAGCUCUUGUCCCACCUCAACGACCAGAGGAGGACAGGGCUCCUGUGUGACCUCACCUUGACAUCCCGUGGGGCGCGCUACCCGACCCACCGCUCCGUCAUGGCCGCCGUCAGUCUCUACUUCCGCCGGUUGUUUGGGGCAGAGGAGGGCGGCGGCGAGGGCGGAGGAGGUUUCAGCGUUUGCCAGCUGGACUGCGUGGCACCCGAUGCCCUGGAUGCCCUUCUGGAGUUCGCCUACACUGCCACCCUGACCAUCCCGAGCUCUGGGAUGAGAGACGUCCUGCGAGGGGCUCAGCUCCUGGGCAUCCAGUGUGUGGCUGACGCCUGCAGAGACAUCCUGGGAGAGACGGCGGAGGCAGAGGGGGAGACAGCGGAGGAGCAGACAACCCAACACAUGGCGGCCAAGAGGAUGGUGGAGGUAGAGAGCGGUGUAGAGAAAGCGUCCCGAAGAAAAACGGACAGAAAGAAGGUGAAAAAAGUCGGAUUGCAUCACAACAACUCCUUGAUUUUAAACCCGCCACCUGCUUCUCCGGUCUCACACCCUUCCCCUGCGUCCGACAGCAUCCGCUCCCUGCCAUCUACCCAGCCGCCCAGCCCCGAACAGGAGGAGCUUCGCCUCAAAGCUGGGCAGAACGGAGACCCCAGGUCGAUCACACAGCCAGGGAGGGGUGCCGCACUAAACGGAGGGCUCCUUCACCACUGGCUGCAGGAGCCCCUCCGUAUAGCCCACCCACCUCCUGUCGCACCCUUGAAUGACAAGCUGUCGGAGGAUGAUGACAUGGAGGGUUUGGAUGAUGGUAUGGUGAUGGGAAGCACCUCCAUACCUGUCUCUGUUGCUGAGCGAGGAGCGACGACGUCAGCGGUGGGAGGGGGGAGGAAGAGGAAGUCUCAGACGCCCCAGCAGUGCCCUGUCUGUCAGAAGAUCAUCCAUGGAGCUGGGAAACUGCCCCGACACAUGAGGACACACACCGGAGAGAAACCCUUCCAGUGCUCUGCCUGUGGAGUCCGGUUCACCCGGAAUGAUAAGUUGAAGAUCCACAUGAGGAAACACACAGGCGAGCGCCCCUACCCGUGCCCCCACUGCCCCGCCAGGUUCCUCCACUCAUACGACCUCAAAAACCACCUGUCUCUCCACAGUGGGGCGCGACCCUUCGAGUGCCCGCUCUGCCACAAGGCCUUCGCCCGAGAGGACCACCUCCAGCGUCACCGCAAGGGGCACAGCUGCCUGGAGCUGCGAACCCGUCGGCCCAGGCGCGGUCCGGAGCUCGCGGAGGACGGGAGAGGGGACGGAAGCAGGAGGGAGCACUCCAACCCCCUGGAGGCUCUGUCCCUACAGGCCCAUUCCUCAGCGUUUCUCCCCCACGCGGUGCUGGACGGCGGGAGCGGGUCCGGUGCUGGCCCUCCGCUGCUGUUCCCCGGCGACGUCGAGAGGGGACGCUCGCUCACCCUCCAGGCCCUGGCCCAGCUCGGGCCUCACAGGUUGGCCGGCUACCCCGAGCUCUUCCUGAGAGGGCUGGAGCUGCGAGGGGGCAGGGAGGCGGAGGGGGAAGAUCCGGGUGGAACCCACUCGCCGGCUGCUCAGCGUGACCGAUGGGUAGACGAUGUGGAGGAGGAAAUCGGAGACGAGGAAGCGGAGGAAGAGGAAUAGUUAAAAGAGAGUGUGUGUGUGUACGUGUAUGCGUGUGUGUGUCUGUGUGGUAAAGCAUCCACAGUAAAAAAAAAAUCUCACUCAGGUGGCUGGACUAAUGACCUGCUGCUCCCAUAUAGAGAGCGCUUAAAGAAAAAAAAAAAAAACAAACUAAAUGAUAUUAAAAGAAAAAAAAUGGAAAACGGGUUUUCAGAGAUAUUUUAAAUGUUUGUCUUCUGGCUCUUGGCAUUUGAUUUCAUUUGUCUUUUAAAUUUAAUUUCUCGUUUGCUGUUUAAUUUUAUGUAUUUUAGGUUUGAGCUGUUUCUUUAUGAUUUGACUUUAUUUUUCUAGCUGGACAUGUGUGUGUUGAGUGUGUGGUUACUGGGAUGCUUUUCACUAUGCAAACUAAAAUCCAGAGCUGCAACAUGGAGGGAUAUUUGAAGAUGUAUAUUUUAGUUACAACAUAAUGUAUUGAUUCAGGUGCAAUUCAGAAGUCAUAUCAUGUAGAUCACAGGAAUGAGUUUGUGUGCUCACUGACCUCUGGUGGUUGUCAGUGGAAAUGCAGUCUAAUUAAUCAAACUUGUUCUGUGCGUUGUAAGCAAUAAUGUUCUUUGUAUCUUUUCUUCGUAGAGGUAGAAUCUUUGCUUUCAUUUGGUGCUUGAACCAAAGAUUUUUAGUUGAACUUUUUAUUUUCUUAAAUCUUAAGUUGACAGGAGUGGGGAGAAGUGAAUUGUGGCCAAUGUUGGGUUUGAAGAGAAAAUCCUUUCCCAACUGUUAUGAUCGCCAUGAGAAAAGAAUCUGCUUCCAUAUGUGAGUGUGUGUUUCAGAGCCGCGGAGCUCUGCGUUAAAUGCCUGACCAAAAGAGACAACGUUUGGAUCAAUGAGUUGAUGUUGAUUAAUGCUGAAGACAAUUCUUCUUUUCCCAAAGGCUGUGUGAAUUUCAGUCUUCCAAUGCACUCGUUUCGGUUCCGUGUUUGAAAAAAAGGAGGAAAAAAAAGAAGGGGCAAGGUGAGGUGAUGAAUGCGAUGGCUUGUCCCUUUUUUUCCUGUAUUUAUUUAUUUAUUGUUAUUUAUUAUGGCUCUUCUGCUGAAACUCUUUCGUGAGACCAGAUCCAGGGUUUGUGGACGCAGAUCACGGUCCAUAUCUCGUCAAGUCUUGCAAGACGCUGCAGCGCGCUUAUUUUGGGCUCAACAUCUCCAUUUAUUACCUAAACGCCUUUUAUUACAGGCUGCGUGUCUUCUUUUGGCGAUUCUUCCUCAAAUGCAUUCUUUGCACAUUUAACCCCCGUCAGGUACUGCAAAUAGCACAGGCACAUUCCAUCCUCCGGGGUAGAGAGAAGGGAACAGAGCAAAGAAGUAGUCAUGGAAGGUUUUUUAAAAACCUUCGAUGUAAACUGGAACUCAAAACAUCUUGCUUUUCUGUUGUUAAAUCAACACGUAUAGUACUGUAUCACGUUAAUACAUGGCAGUUCUUAUAGAUCGGCCACCGCUGUGUCUAAAGGGGCCAUUACCUUCUUGAGUUCAUCUGUCUUCGACCAAAAACCUCUUCAGUUUCAUUUUGCUUUUCUGGACCAGUACAUUAAGGCCUGUUGCAGGGUGUAAUGCAGUCGUUAAUGGCUUUAAAAACGAGAAAGCGCUCGUCUUUUUAUUUCCAGUUGGCUUGAAAACCCAUGUAGUCAGAACCUGCUGUAGCAGUCGUGCUGGUCUGGCCUUGUGUGCACUAUCCGCUCCUUGUUGUGUAGUAAAUCUUUUUUUUUUUUUAAUCUCCAAUUUAUUUGCACUAUGAGAUUUGAGAGCUUCAAGCCUUUUUGUCUGACCUUCAAUAUUUAGUCCAUUAACUCAGUAUCAUUUAAAAUUGUGAUUGAAAUAGACAAUACUUCUUUAAAAUCCCACAUACAUUGAGUACGUUUCCUCCUGCAUAUUAGUACAGAGUUAUUGUCAAAUGUAAUAUAUAUUGGGAGUUGCCUUUGUUUUUUUUUUUUGUUUUGUUUUUUUUUUUUUGUGCUGCAACUAUUCUCAGGAAAUCUUGAGCAAUGCACUAAGUGAUUAUACAGAAUAUAAAAUGGGAAGAAAUUGUUUGGUGCUGCAGGGUGAUUGACACUCUUCAUGUCCGUGUAAGGCCAGCAGUUUCAAAAUAAGAGAUUUUUUUAUUAUAUCAUUUCACAUUUUAAAAAAACAUGAUUCAAACUGAUUGUGAGGUUAAAAUACACAGGUAACUGUAGUGAAAGUAAACUACUGGCCUUACUGGAACCUGUCCUACUGGAAAUGGCAGUGUGACAGUUGGUCCUGUUCAUGAAGGGUGUUGGUGCUCCCAGUCAGAGCUUUGUGAAUGAAUGAGGGUUAACCUGAUGCCAGCUGUGAAGUGUGUGUUUCUGUGUGAGCUGUUUGUUUUCUCGGCUUCGGUGAAGGGACAUGGGGUCUGGUAUGAGUCGAGACCCCGCUAUCAGGGAUACAUUUUUGUCUUUCAGUUUUUAGUGGAACCUUCUCAGAGAUAUGAAUUCAUUUUCCCAUCAUUUGUUUCAGUUAAUGUAAAGAAAAGAAAUAAAGAUAUCUAAGCUUGC
Messenger RNA from Lates calcarifer (barramundi perch), 4570 nucleotides. RefSeq names its product zinc finger and BTB domain containing 7B (gene zbtb7b). The coding region runs from base 331 to 2031 and encodes 566 amino acids. Lineage: Eukaryota; Metazoa; Chordata; Actinopteri; Centropomidae. Gene Ontology annotation, molecular function: RNA polymerase II cis-regulatory region sequence-specific DNA binding; protein binding; DNA-binding transcription factor activity, RNA polymerase II-specific. The transcript has 4 exons. The record is from RefSeq and is a predicted model, not a curated record. Gene Ontology annotation, biological process: positive regulation of gene expression; regulation of transcription by RNA polymerase II.